Molecule: messenger RNA, 294 nt
Organism: Plasmodium inui San Antonio 1
Lineage: Eukaryota; Apicomplexa; Aconoidasida; Haemosporida; Plasmodiidae
Exons: 1
Coding region: 1-294 (97 amino acids)
Source: RefSeq, a predicted model, not a curated record
AUGACGCGCCGAAUUAUAGAGCACAUAUUCAUUUAUAUUAAUGCUAAUCCAUACUGUUGUAAGAUCUUUUUCUCAGAAGUUGUCUCUCAUAUUCUAAUGUUUAUCCUCUUCUUCGUCUAUGUCACUAGUGAAUUUUUCUUAAUCAUAUGGUUACUAUGGCAGGGGUACACAACACGCCUGCUGCAUGACGAUUCUUUGAAUGCCUUUAUUGAAAUCUGUGAACAGAUGUUGAAGAACUUGUAUUUAUCACUCGAUUUCUUGCUUCUACAGGGAAUUAUUACAAUGGACUUUUGA